AUGCAGCCUGAACCGGCUUUCCACAUCGAGCUAUUUACCUCGACAGAGCUCCUCGCACAGCCAUGGCUACGGGAUCUAACCCGCAUGAUUAACGACAGCUAUCUCGUCAGCCAUACCGAUAUUGUACAAUUUGACGCUGGGAAAAUUCGACUAAAAACCGAUACAAGACUCUCUGAAGAGUUAGGGAGUGAUGGGUUCACAGCCGUUGCAUUUGAAAACUCGGAAGUGAUUGGGACAGCGAGUAUGAAACCGUGGAAAGAUGACGGGCUUUGGAAGCCCUUUGAUCACUUCGCUACGGAUGACGUGGAAGAGCAAAUCAACGACAAAAUAGACCAAACGCUCAAUGAAAACGCACUUCCCGGAGACUACGAGCUUGCACUAGUGGCUCUUCCGCCUGGGCCCCGAUUCCGAGGGCGAGGAAUAGCAGGAAGGCUAGUGAAAGCGUGUGAAGAGGAAGUCUUGCGGCGGCGAAAAGCCACAGAAGAUAGCGGAUCGGUGGGAAUCAUGAUCCGUGUGGUCAAGGAAAAUGUUGGGAAUUAUUGGCUGAAGCAAGGGUUUACCCCCAUUGGAAAACAGCCCGGGCCCGAGGCUUGGGAGGCAUCCAUGCCUUUUACCAUGUGGGCAAUGGUAAAAUAUCUCCAGAGUGAAACUGUGGCUGUUUAA
Molecule: messenger RNA, 663 nt
Organism: Penicillium atrosanguineum
Lineage: Eukaryota; Fungi; Ascomycota; Eurotiomycetes; Eurotiales; Aspergillaceae
Product: GNAT family N-acetyltransferase
Exons: 1
Coding region: 1-663 (220 amino acids)
Molecular function (GO): acyltransferase activity, transferring groups other than amino-acyl groups
Source: RefSeq, a predicted model, not a curated record